AUGGAGAAUAAUCCGAUCCAAAACUUUCUUCAAGAAUGUGAAGAUGUGCACCUUGAUUUAAGAAGAUCAAUUUAUCUUAUUAUUGAACUUAGAAAAAGAUCUGCUAUAAUUGAAGAGGAGAUUAGAUUAGUCAAAGAAGACUUAUUCAAGAGUAGAAAUCAUCAAAACAAAUGUGAGACUGAUGAAGAAAAGCUUGUGUUCAUCAAGAAAGCCUAGUACGUGAGAGAUCUCUAUGAGAAGCUACAGGCUUUAGACCAGGAAUGUGUUGAUAUUUCUGAAAGAAAUUUGACUCUGGCUAUCAAAAGUGGUAUCUAAACUGAGAAAAAGUGCCAAGAAAUGGUAAGUGGCACUGGAGAUAUGGCAAUCAUGCAUUCCAAAGAGAAGAUUGAAGACUUUGAAAGGAGAGCAAACAAGCUGAUGCUUUUUCAAUCUACACUUCAAAACACCUUUAACAGAAAUGAAACUGAGAAAGGCAAAACUCCCGCCUCAACUAACUAACUCUAAGAUUAGGGGGCUCCAUAGAUAAGGCCAUAGACAAAUGAAAUUGCUUCAAAUACUAAUAAUUAGUACCCCACUCAAGAUAAAGUAUAAAUCAAGUCAGCUAAAACAAAUAAAACUUGCUCUAAGCCUUCUCCACAAGAUAGACUCAACAGAUCAAAUGGCAAGCUCAAAAGUUAUGAUCAAGCAAAGCAACAACAUGCAUAAGCUUUAAGUUAGUAUUACAUGAGCUAGACAAGUGGAUCUGCUAAUGAAGCUGGAAGUAAUUGCAAUACUUAGGGCAGAGACAGUUAUAUCAAACCCGAGGAUGAUGAUAUCAUAAUGGAUGAAGAGGAUGCUAAUUAAAGCUUCAAGAUACUAAGCACUUCCAGUUAAAACAAGGAUUCUGUAGCAUAUUCAAACAAAAACAGCUAAUAUUGUUCUGGUAAGUAAAUUAAUGACAACUACAAAGAAUAUGAAUAUGUUAAGGAUAGCAGCUAGGAUGACUUCAAAACUAUUAAAAGUGGAGGCAAUACUGCUAGUUAGCAUAGUCAUGAUGCACCAAAAAUAAAUUCUAAUGCUUAUCAGAAAGUAUCUUAUAUUGAGAUGUAGCACAAAUGA
Stylonychia lemnae is the source of this 1098-nucleotide messenger RNA. The record is from the annotation of a GenBank genome assembly. Lineage: Eukaryota; Ciliophora; Spirotrichea; Sporadotrichida; Oxytrichidae.